Gasterosteus aculeatus aculeatus (three-spined stickleback) is the source of this 2963-nucleotide messenger RNA. It is a transcript of the gene hif1an, whose product is annotated as hypoxia inducible factor 1 subunit alpha inhibitor. Lineage: Eukaryota; Metazoa; Chordata; Actinopteri; Perciformes; Gasterosteidae. The record is from RefSeq and is a predicted model, not a curated record. Gene Ontology annotation, molecular function: peptidyl-histidine dioxygenase activity; [protein]-asparagine 3-dioxygenase activity; ankyrin repeat binding. Gene Ontology annotation, biological process: negative regulation of Notch signaling pathway. Gene Ontology annotation, cellular component: cytoplasm; nucleus.
AGCGGAGCCAGCGAGAGGAGCCGCCGCCGCUACCGGACGGCCCAACUAUUACCUCAAUUUAUUGAAUAACGGUGAAUGGGAAAGCUCCUGUGACCGCCCCGGUCCAGAGGAGAGGCGGGUUAUUCCCUCGUUGGGAGGACGGAGACCAUGGCGGCGGCGACCGUUGCGGAGGCGGAUCCGGCGGCGAGCGAAGGUGGCACCGACUUCAUCGGGCUCCAGAACCCGGACUGGGAUGAGUCUCAGCUCCGGAAAUAUGCCUUCCCAACACAGCCGAUUCCCAGGCUGUCCCACACGGACCCCAGAGCAGAGGUGCUAAUACACAACGAGCAACCGGUGGUUUUAACAGACACCAGCCUCGUGUAUCCAGCUCUUAAAUGGGACAUUGCAUACCUCCAGGAGAACAUUGGCAAUGGAGACUUCUCUGUUUACACCGCAGAAAACCACAAGUUCCUCUACUAUGACGAGAAGAAAAUGGCCAAUUUCGAGAACUUUGUCCCCAAGUCUAAACGAAUGGAAAUGAAAUUCUCCGAAUUUGUGGAUAAAAUGCAUAUAACGGAGGAAAUGGGGGGAGAGGAGAGGGUGUAUCUGCAGCAGACCCUAAACGACACGGUAGGGAAGAAGAUUGUUGUCGACUUCCUCGGUUUCAACUGGAACUGGAUCAACAAGCAGCAAGCCAAGAGGAACUGGGGACAGCUGACAUCCAACCUGCUGUUGAUAGGAAUGGAGGGCAACGUGACGCCGGCACAUUACGACGAGCAGCAGAACUUCUUUGCACAGAUUAAAGGCCAUAAGAGGUGCAUCCUCUUUCCUCCAGACCAGUUUGAGUGUCUCUAUCCAUAUCCUGUGCACCACCCCUGUGACAGACAGAGCCAAGUUGAUUUUGAUAACCCUGAUUAUGAGAAAUUUCCAAAUUUUAAAAAUAUAGUUGGUUAUGAGGCUGUUGUGGGCCCGGGAGACGUGCUCUACAUCCCCAUGUAUUGGUGGCACCACAUCGAAUCGCUGCUAAACGGUGGAGUGACCAUCACCGUGAACUUCUGGUACAAAGGCGCGUCCACACCCAAGAAGAUCGAGUACCCUCUGCGAGCUCAUCAAAAGGUGGCCAUCAUGAGGAAUAUUGAGAAAAUGCUGGGAGAAGCCCUUGGAAACCCACACGAGGUCGGACCUUUACUGAAGACCAUGAUCAAGGGCCGAUAUGAGCAGGAUCUCAGUUAGAGCCUCACCCUUCAAAGCUAAGGCUGCUUUGGGAAGCGUUUGCUGCGUGAGAGAGAGCGAGCGAGUGAGCGAGCGCUGUGCGUUCUGAUGUUGGAGCGCCGCGUCACAUGUCGACACCAUUCUGCUUCCGUCGUCUCCGAGGGGCCACGGUCAUUGCAAACGCAACAAUCAGAGAAGAAACGUCCGACUUACUCACAGGAAUCCGCCCUGCUUGAAGAAGUUUUUUUUUCCUUUGAGAAGAAAAGGCCUGAUUUGGCUUUAGUUCAGGUGUAUUUUUGUGAAUUUGAGUUCUUGACAUAAUUCAAGCUAAUAGGUAUUCAGGUGCAUUUGCUCACCCAGUCGUCGGGGAUUGGUACCUUUUUGGAAUUUUGACCACUAAUGGAUGAGUUAAAGGGUAUUUACAUGUACGGCACACAUCGGUUACAUACAGCAGAUUUCUCAAACACGGCUGUGUGUUGAUUACUGAGUCUUCAGUAACAAAGACAGCUUUAAAACGGAGGCGGGGCAACCCUCUAAAGACGACCGGACUUUCAAGUGUCUUCAAUAUAGUUUACCCACUUCAUCUGCGUCUUCUCCAGGACGACGUACAACGGUGAGAGGGAUCAACAGGAAUGCUGUUGCAAAGAGGGAAGUACAGGCCCGGUAUCAAAACCAGAAGUACAGUGAUUUCAAAAACUGCAGCAUAAUAUGAUCAAAAUAUGUGUGGCUGCUCCUAUAUACAGCUGAAGGAAAAUGUGACUACUUGCAGCUAUAUUGUUAAACUGAGUGAUGCUGCUUUGUGUUUAUUUAUUGUUUCUGGACUAAAUGUGCUAUUGUGUUUACCAGUAGUAGGCAUGGUGGGGUCGGGGAGGGGGGGGGUGAUAAUGCCUCACAUUCUGCCAUCUCAGUUGCAGCCACAGUUAAGGUAAAGUAACAAAAAGAGACAGCAAACUGAAAAGAGAAAAAACUGGUGGUUUCUUUGUUUUUAUGUAAACCAUAGAUUUAUGUUCAAUCACCGGACUGAAGAAGUGGAUCUAUCUGCUGGGAUGCACUUAAUGUACCAUCGCAACUCAAUGCACCAUCUAGUGGUCAAGUUGUAUAAUGUACAUAAAAUACAACUUUUUAAUGUGCUGGAUUAAAGACAGCAAAUCUUCGAUAAUUUAACGCUGCAAUGUGUACAAAAGUUAAAUCUCAGAUAGAAUCCUCUACUCAGUUAUUUUCACUUGCAUGAAGCUGCAAUCUGAAGACCUUAAAAUGAGAGGACUCGGUGGUAAAUAUGUACAUUUAAACAAGAUGAUUUUACAUGUGCUGCAUGUGCCAAACCGACGUGGACUAACCAGUGGGUGGGUACCCCCAUACACAGAAGGCUUAGUUUGCAUGUGUCAUCAGAUGAAUCGGUGUAGGAAUUCAUUUAUUUUCAGGGUUUUAUGAGAUCAUGCAUUUCAACUUCUCUAGACAGACAAUUCCUCCGUAGAAAGACUUUAGUGGUGUCAGACGGAUGUUUCCUCCCCCUCCUCUAUUGCCAGGUUAGCUCCGUUUACGGCACGUUUGUGCCUCGCUUAACAAUGGCAUGGCACUUAAAUUUUUUAUUGACUUGAUUUAAAUUUUCGGUCUAAAUGUCUUUCACUCUGGCCUUAAACAGCUUUAACAGGUGGGAUUAACAAGGGUUCAUAGAAAUAGAGGCGUGUGUUUUUACUGAUGGAAUCCUGAUUUUCGUUUUGAACGAACAGUACGUGCUCUCCUUUAUCCUCUGAUUAAAGUUUGUUUGCCAA